This is a messenger RNA of Scomber scombrus (Atlantic mackerel), 2854 nucleotides long. RefSeq names its product methyl-CpG binding domain protein 3b (gene mbd3b). Gene Ontology annotation, molecular function: DNA binding. The transcript has 7 exons. The coding region runs from base 170 to 994 and encodes 274 amino acids. The record is from RefSeq and is a predicted model, not a curated record. Lineage: Eukaryota; Metazoa; Chordata; Actinopteri; Scombriformes; Scombridae.
UUAGCAGGGAGAUCCCAUUACAGAGAACGCAUGUUGUUGUAAUAUGCUCGAAACAAAAGCGUAAGAAGCGACAGGCCUGCCGCCCAAAAAAGCGACACAUCUCCUUAAAAAAUCCAAUCUGGUUAAUCGCAGUAACUUUUAGUGGAUUUAUAGGCUACUCGCGUGGGAAAUGGAGAAGAAAAGGUGGGAUUGCACUGCUCUCCCCAAGGGCUGGAAAAUGGAAGAAGUGACCAGAAAGUCGGGUUUGUCAGCUGGAAAAAGCGAUGUCUAUUACUUUAGUCCAUCUGGGAAGAAGUUUCGGAGCAAGCCUCAGCUGGCCCGUUACCUUGGUAACCAGAUGGACCUCAGCUCCUUUGAUUUCCGCACGGGGAAGAUGCUCAUGAGCAAGCUGAACAAGAACCGGCAGAGACUGCGUUAUGAUAACAACAAUCAGAAUAAGGGCAAACCUGACCUGAACACGUCACUACCAGUCAGACAGACAGCCUCCAUCUUUAAGCAGCCUGUCACCAAGGUUACCAACCAUCCAAACAACAAAGUUAAGACAGAUCCGCAGAAAGCCAUCGAUCAGCCCAGACAGCUAUUUUGGGAGAAGAAACUCAGCGGUCUCAAUGCUUACGACAUCGCAGAGGAGCUGGUUAAAACAAUGGAACUGCCAAAAGGCCUCCAAGGUGUUGGUCCAGGCUGCACGGACAAGACUCUCCUGUCGGCCAUCGCAAGCGCCCUCCACACCAGCGCAGCUCCAAUUACUGGCCAGCUGUCUGCUGCUGUGGAGAAGAACCCGGGAGUCUGGCUCAACACCACACAGCCACUGUGCAAGGCCUUCAUAGUCACUGAUGAGGACAUCAGGAAACAGGAGGAGCUGGUUUACAGCGUGAGGAAAAGGCUCGAGGAGGCACUGAUGGCUGAUAUGUUGGCCCAUGUUGAGGAGGCUGCCAACGAAGGAGAUGCUCUGAAGGAUGAGGGCAACGGCAGCGAAGACAUGGACAGCGUAUAGCACAGGGUUUUUUGAAGUCCGGAUGGGUAUGUUCAACACCUGCGCACACACAUGACCAUGAACAUUAGGAGUCGUACAUCAGUCCAGCCCUAAAGAACUUUCCCCUGGUAUCUCCUGUCCAACUUAAACCUAAACCUGACUUACACCAGUACAGCUUAAAAAACUGUCUUACCCCCCAGACUCGGAGUCUCAAACACGUCCAUUCAUCUAAACCCCGCCGGAUGGGACUCUUUGCUUCAGCGCCUAUGAAAUGGGGCAAUUUUGAGCCGAGUUCCAAACAAGAAACAACAUCAAAAGAACUUUCAGAUAUUAAAAUCAACAAAUUUUCAGUGGGUAAAAUUCAGUGUUUGAUGAGACGUGUAUUUUCUACUAAAAAAGCUUUUCUUUUUUGCAACAAUCAAGUCAAAUCCAAACACCUUACAUCAGCAAUUUUGCUUGUUUAGGACAGAUUGGAAAUGAAUGUUUUGUAUUUUCAACAUUUUUACGAAGCACUCCAUGAUUAAUACACUGUUGAGAUUGAACUAUACCGAGGUGAGUAAAUUUAAACCAGCCUGCAGCAGGUUAGUACAGGUGGCUGAUGUUACUGAUGUGGUCGGUGUAGUCUGAAUCUCAUGUGCACCCAUUUGAGUGGACAGAGUCACGUUUUUACUGUUGUAAUUUACAAGGAAAUAUUGUCUCUAGUCUCAUGUCAGCGGUGUUACCCUGUGAGUCAUGUUCAGUAUUGACCAAAGAGGAGACGUGUCAUUUUGAGGGAGGGUUUAGGUUUGUGUAGCUAAAGUCUGCUUUGUAUUUAAAUGUAAGUAAUUAUAUUAGCCCCGCUGUUAUACAACUUAACACGAGGAAAGUAAUAAGUACACAUGAUGGGGCUGAGCACAGUGGCAAAGGAAAUUAAUUGAAACCUCUUUCUGUUGUACAAUUAUUACUGUUUUUAACUGUCUUCAGCAUUGUAUAGGUGCUUACUGAUGUUGUGAAACAUUGCUGUUUGUGUGCCAAGGCUUUGUUUCCUUCAUAGCUUCAGUCCAUGUUUCUUUAAAACGACAACAAAUGUGUCAAUGUUACCACACAUGCUGCCUCCUCCUCGCACAAAACUGGUGACAAAACAAAUUACAGUCAAGAAUUAGUUUUAACGUCAUGUCAUUUACUAUCAGAAGAAUAAUGGCUUUGUAUUUUUUAUCCCCGUUCGUCAAGGUUUGAUGAUGAAUCAUGUAACCAGCUGAAAUCAUGAAAUUCCCUUCUCUAUAUCAGCAGGCUGAUUGCUGAAAUGAAUUUGAUUGUAUUACUUAUUAAAAUGAAUCGGUAUAUCACUAAAUGCUGAUGCUUUCGCUUUUUUUUUUUUUUUUCCCUUGGAUGUAAAUGCAUGUGUAAACCUGUAGUUAAAUGUGUCUUAAAAACACAGCCACCCUGCCUUUCAUUAAUAAAUCCAACUCUGCACAUUCACAAACGACCGUCCAAUCACUGCAUCGUCCUGCAGAUUAACUGUUAACCUGACAGUCCUCAUGCCUCAGAGUGAGCUUGGACAAAGUGCAAACACAGUCACUCGAUCACAAAGUGGCUCCUCUGCAGAACAUACCGGCUGUUGUUUCACAGGGAUGUGUAGAUGUCUCCUGUCUUGAUGUUUUAAAUGAAGACCUCCCUGUAGUGUACUUCUCAAAGUAGUUAAGAUGACACUGGAGCUUUACAGCAAGGUAAGACUGUCUUGAGUUAGUUUGUGGAUUUUUUUAAGUGAUGUGCAAUAAUUCUCCACUGCAGGUUUGUGGGGCUGUAGAAAAAAAAAUUAGGGAUUUGGAGUAUAAAAACAAUAUUGUUAAUAAUGUUACAAACGGUUUGUGUUUGUAUGACUGUCAGGUAUGUGAAUUUUCA